Messenger RNA from Labrus mixtus (cuckoo wrasse), 3368 nucleotides. It is a transcript of the gene gpr173, whose product is annotated as G protein-coupled receptor 173. Gene Ontology annotation, cellular component: plasma membrane. Gene Ontology annotation, molecular function: G protein-coupled receptor activity. The transcript is spliced from 2 exons. The record is from RefSeq and is a predicted model, not a curated record. The coding region runs from base 1065 to 2249 and encodes 394 amino acids. Lineage: Eukaryota; Metazoa; Chordata; Actinopteri; Labriformes; Labridae. Gene Ontology annotation, biological process: G protein-coupled receptor signaling pathway.
GCCGAUAACAGCAGCAGUAGCCUAUUCUGACGCCUGAAUACUGCGCUCAUUCCCGAAACCAGACCCGCACUAAAAGCCGAAUAAAGCAGCUCGUCCACCCGCCGGAGACAGCUCAGGAACAGAGGAACCUCAUCUCGGAUAUUUCCCAUCCACAGCGUCUUGGCUCGGAACGGCUCUCUGUUUGGUGAGAUGCCCGGCUGGCCGCUGACGGGCUGCGGGACAGAAUGAGGAUCGGCCUCGGUGUCAUCCCGCAGCCCGAACCCGCCUGCUCGGGACUUCCUGGCCUCAACAAACAGAUCCGUUUCGGACCAGAAGACCUGCCUGGGGAUGUCUCAUAAUGCCAAAGGGUUUAAAGAAGAAGAAAGAUGAGGGUUCCCUUGGAUUGACUGGAACAAUGCGAAAGGAAGUGCGGCGGAGGAUCGACAACAGGGUUUCCGAAAACCUCGAGCAGGAGAUGCUCCACAGGGCGUCUGCUGGAGUCUGUCAGCUGCAGGGAAUUAUGAAUUUUCAAACGCUGGAGUAGGGAUUUUAUGAUAGUCAAGAGUGGAGUUGACACACUGAUGAAAUAAACAGCAUCUGAAUGGUGAUGAACCCACGUCUGUGGAAAACAAGGAGACAUGACAUGCACAAGAAAAAGGAGGAAACGCAGCUUUAGCUUCUGUAAAACCUUUGUUUUUUAAAGGGGGUCCGCAACAGGCUUCCUAGACACCCUUUUUCCACAGACUUGGAGGACUGACACUGCUGCAUUUCGUAUUUAUCUUUUGUUUUCCAGCUUGUCAUUUUUAAGUGGGAACAGCCAGGUGGAUCGUUGUAGCCCGUAUUUUAUGUAGACUGCAACAGAACAGACGGCCUGCCUGCCAUAUAGUGUGGAGGACAAGCAGCCCCACAGCAGGGAUCGGGAGGUUAGAAGACGUGUCACAGAGGGACCCCGCUCAAAAUGGGGCGAUGUGGACUGAUGUGUUCCUAUUCCUUGUGAACUGCAAAAAGGAAGCAACCACGAGGACGAAGGAUCAACUAGCAGGCGGAGGAGGUGGUGGGGGAGUGGCGUCAGAAGAAAAGGUGGUAUGGCUGGGGGUGUGUUCGGGAUGGCGAAUGGGAAUGAAAGCAGCGAAGGGCCUGCUGGGCCCAUGGCAGCGGUGGUGGCAACGGCAGGAGGUGUUGUAGCGGAUAGUCCUUCGUCGGCUGUCUCUACCUACAUCAAACUGGUGCUACUGGGGCUGAUCAUCUGCAUCAGCCUGGUGGGCAACCUGGUGGUGUCUCUGCUCGUACUGCGGGACCGGGCACUGCAUAAAGCACCUUACUACUUCCUGCUGGACUUGUGUCUGGCCGACACCAUCCGCUCAGCCAUCUGCUUCCCCUUUGUUCUGGUGUCUAUUAAGAACGGUUCGGCCUGGACCUACAGCGUGCUGAGCUGCAAGGUGGUGGCAUUCAUGGCAGUGUUGUUCUGCUUCCAUGCCGCCUUCAUGCUGUUCUGCAUUAGCGUAACUCGCUAUAUGGCCAUUGCACACCACCGCUUUUACUCAAAACGUAUGACAUUUUGGACAUGUGUGGCAGUGGUGUGCAUGGUUUGGACCCUGUCAGUGGCUAUGGCUUUUCCUCCUGUCUUUGACGUGGGCACCUAUAAAUUCAUUCGAGAGGAGGACCAGUGCAUCUUUGAGCACCGCUACUUCAAGGCUAAUGAUACGCUAGGCUUCAUGCUAAUGCUGGCUGUGCUCAUUCUAGCCACACAUGUUGUCUAUAUGAAGUUACUCCUCUUUGAGUACAAGCAUCGCAAGAUGAAGCCAGUCCAGAUGGUGCCAGCCAUCAGUCAGAACUGGACCUUCCACGGGCCGGGGGCCACCGGCCAAGCAGCAGCAAACUGGAUUGCAGGCUUUGGCAGGGGCCCAAUGCCGCCAACUCUGCUGGGAAUCCGGCAGAACUUGCACAACCAGAACCGGCGCCUAUUGGGCAUGGAGGAGUUCAAAGCUGAGAAGCAGCUUGGCAGGAUGUUCUACGUGAUCACCCUGCUGUUCCUGGUGCUGUGGUCUCCCUACAUAGUGGCUUGCUAUUGGAGAGUAUUUGUCAAGGCUUGCACAAUUCCACACCGGUACCUCUCCACCACGGUGUGGAUGAGUUUCGCCCAAGCCGGGGUCAACCCUAUUGUCUGUUUCUUCCUGAACAAAGACUUGAAGAAAGGGCUCCUUUCCCACCUACCAGCCUGCUGCAGGACUAAACCUCAUCUGCCACGAGAGCCUUAUUGUGUCAUGUAAGCAGAGAUGAUGAUCUAGAAGAGAAAAUCGAGGGGGAAGCCAACAGACGUGUUGUGGGAGUGUUGCUUGAGUUAUUUAGGCAUUUGAUUCAAUGCAAGCUACAUUUAAGUCAUGGGUGUAAACAGUAGGGGGUAAUGGUAAAAACACUGGAAUGGUAAGCAUGUGUUUUCAUCUACCAAACCCUUUGUCACUCAAAACAACAGCAUACAUGAAGUCAGACCCUUACUUUUGGUUAUUAGAGACAAACUUUAAUAGCAGAACAUUGUGGAAACCAAGCCAGAUUACAUAAGCAGUUUUGCUAAGAAUGUCAACGUGGCCAAUAAGAGGGGUUUGAAACAAAGGAUGUUUUGGUAAGCUUUGUGACAAGAAAUUACAAGGACAUUGAAGCAUUUUUUUCCCCAUUUUAAAUAGCUAAAUUUUACUAACAUGCUGCAGUAGGUAGGCAAACCCAGAUAGGAUUAUUUAUUAAACACUGAGAGGAAAUUAGAGAGAGAUGCAACCUAAUUGAGUCUAAUAUGAACCGCAGACAGGCUGUUUGUGGUCAUCCGGUUUGGUACUUGACAAAAAUGACUGUCGGGGUCUAAAAGCAUAUUGUUUGGAUUUUCUGACACAUUUUAUCCAAAUGUAGUCUCUGUUAUUUUCAGCUCUAUCGUUAUGAAAUAUUAAAUUGCAGCCUAAGUAUUACGUGUUGGACAGUAUAGGACAUAAAGGCACCCCAAAGAGUGACAUUAUGAAGAGUGACCUUUUAUCAGGGGCAAGGGAGAUGUUAUAAACUGACCGUACAAACGCUCUUCACCAAAUAAGGAACAUAAAGUUACUGUUUCUGUGUCCGACAUAACCUCAAGGGACAAAAACACCAGCUUUGAUGUCCUUCCUUCGUUGUCACUGUUGACGAGUUAUUCAUGUCUACUUCUUGAUAUUAACUAAGACAAAUAUGGUAACUUCUGCAGAUAUGUGCCAUCAAAACAUGUGUGUCUUUUAAUUCUGUGCAUAUACUGUAUUUCAGACAAAAGAUUAUCUCAGUUACAGUAGCAGAAGCUUCCAUCCAACCAUAUUUUAUGGCUCGUGAUAGCACAGUGCCCAGUUGCAUAAAAUGCGUCUCUAAAAUCUCUUCAAGCU